AUGCCUCUGCAUCAGUAUGAUUACAUCUUUGCCAUUGGCACCAUCUUCGCAUUCCUCGAUGCGUGGAAUAUUGGUGCCAACGAUGUCGCCAACUCAUGGGCGACGUCGGUCUCGUCACGGUCAAUUUCCUACAUUCAAGCCAUGACCCUAGGGUCCAUCCUCGAGUUUGCCGGUUCCGUUGGUGUCGGCGCUCGCGUCGCAGACACCAUUCGCACAAAGAUUGUGGAUAUUGACCUUUUCGAGAAUGACCCGGCUCUCCUGAUGCUUGGAAUGACAUGCGCCGUAGUGGCCUCUUCGAUCUACCUCACCAUAUGCACCAAAAUCGGUCUCCCGGUAUCAACAACUCACUCCAUCAUGGGCGGUGUCAUCGGCAUGGGUGUCGCACUGAUCGGUGCCGACAACAUCCACUGGGUUUCCUCGAGUGGCAGCAUUGACUCGGGUGUCGUCUCUGUCUUCCUCGCCUGGAUCAUCGCUCCUGGUAUCUCUGGUGCAUUCGCAGCCAUCAUCUUCACCAUCACCAAAUACGGCGUCAUGUUGCGGAAGAAUCCAGUCAUGAAGGGCCUGGCCCUGGUACCCGUGUACUUCGGCAUUACCGCUUCCCUCCUGACCAUGCUGAUUGUCUGGAAGGGUGGAUCGAUCAAGGUUAACUUCAACGAUGCCGAGACCGCCGGAAUGAUUAUCGGAGUCGGUGCCGCCUGGGCUCUCAUCAUCACCAUCUUUUUUCUCCCUUGGCUCUAUCGCGUGGUCGUCAAAGACGAUUGGGAACUCCGCUGGUAUCACAUUGCCCUUGGCCCUCUUUUGCUCCGUCGCCCUGAGCCUCCUGUUCAACCUGAAGGCUACGGCGGUGGUAUCCGCGACUUCUACGCUGGGCACAUGACCAAGGAGGAGCUUGACGUAGCUCGCAGUGGCGGCGUUGUUCAAACCCACAGCAACGACAUCGAGACUGGCUCUGCCGACGGCGAGAAGAAGGUUGCCCAAGAUUCUACCGACUCCCCUGCGGCCUCCCCUCGUCCCAAAGCCUACGUUCAUAAGCCCAUCGUCGGACCCCGUCCCGAGGGCCCCUGGUAUACUGGCGCCGUCCUCUUCUGGAUGGUGAAGAAGGUUUUCCUAUCCGGUGUCGACCAGGACAUCAUCAACAUGCAGAAGAAGGAGAGCGUCCUCACCGGCGACUUGGAGGAGAUGCACGCUCGUGUCCAGCACUACGACAACAAGGCCGAAUUCCUGUACUCCUUCAUGCAAGUCAUGACCGCAUGCACUGCCUCCUUCACCCACGGUGCCAACGAUGUCGCCAAUGCCAUCGGGCCCUACGCCACCAUCUUCCAGAUUUGGAACACAGGUGUUCUCUCGGGUAGCAAGUCCGAGGUGCCCAUCUGGAUUCUCUGCUUCGGCGGUGCCGGUAUUGCUCUGGGUAUCUGGACCUACGGAUACAACAUUAUGCGCAACCUCGGUAACCGCUUAACCCUUCACUCGCCUGCCCGUGGGUUCUCCAUGGAGUUGGGUGCCGCGUGCACAAUCAUUCUGGCUACGCGUCUCAAGCUUCCCGUAUCGACCACGCAGUGCAUCACUGGUGCUACCGUAGGUGUCGGCCUUUGCUCCGGUACCUGGCGAUCAAUCAACUGGCGUAUGGUCGGCUGGAUCUACAUGGGCUGGAUCAUCACACUGCCUACUGCCGGUAUCAUCUCCGGCUGUCUGGCGGGCGUCAUUGUCAACGCCCCCCGCUGGGGCAUGGCAAGCUAG
Colletotrichum orchidophilum is the source of this 1737-nucleotide messenger RNA. Its product is annotated as phosphate-repressible phosphate permease. The coding region runs from base 1 to 1737 and encodes 578 amino acids. The record is from RefSeq and is a predicted model, not a curated record. NCBI's taxonomy places the organism in Eukaryota, Fungi, Ascomycota, Sordariomycetes, Glomerellales, Glomerellaceae. Gene Ontology annotation, biological process: phosphate ion transmembrane transport. Gene Ontology annotation, cellular component: membrane. The transcript has 4 exons.